AUGGCGCCGGUGAUUCAGCCGACCGGGGACUCCAAAUUUGAGAACUCUGUCGACAAAACCUGUAAAGAAGAUUACGCGCUACAUCCAGAACAAGAACUCAGAUUCGAAGUCGAAAAGGGAGAGUACUGUAAAAUAGAAGUGCUUGAUGGAAACGCAGAACUCUUUGGGACCGAACUCAUAAAACAAAAACCGUACUACUUCAACGGCGGAAAAGGAUAUGGGAUCUUUACAUGGAGCAGUUGCAAAGUUCGAAUCACCGGAAAGACAGAAUCUGCUUACAUUUCGAAGGAUACGCCGAUGGUGCAAUACGUCAACAUUGCAUUUGCGAUUGAAGGGUUGAGAAAACAAGCUGAAGCGAGGGAGAAUCAAGUCGACAACCAGGGAACAGCUCUUGAUUCUAGGGGACCAAGAGUGAUGGUCGUUGGAGGAACGGAUGUAGGAAAAACAACACUGUGUCGAUUGCUGCUGAAUUACGGCGUUAGGCUUGGAAGACGACCAGUGUUCAUCGACUUAGAUGUUGGUCAACAGAGCAUCGGAAUUCCAGGAACCAUUGGGGCCCUCAUGGUCGAGCGCCCGGCCGAUCCUGUCGAAGGUUUCGAUAUGAAAGCACCAAUCGUCUACCACUUCGGGCACACAACGCCCAACGCAAACAUGAAGCUCUACACAACUCUGAUCACUCGAAUCCAAGACUUAUACAACACAAAAUGCUUAUACAAUCAAAAGGUCCACCACUCCGGCUGUAUCAUCAACACAUGCGGCUGGGUGAAUAGAAAAGGAUACGACACACUGCUGGAAACGGCGAAAACUUUUGAGGCUGAUGUCGUUUUGUGUUUGGACGCGGAGAGGCUUUAUCAAGAUUUAGUCAGGGAUCUCCCGGACUUUGUUAACAUCAUGCUCCUCAGAAAGUCUCCAGGAGUCCUUACUAGAUCAAAAGAACAGCGCCGUGACGCCCGGGAAGCUCUUAUUCGCGAAUACUACGACGGCCCUCGUGGCCAAUUCUACCCUCAUUCGUUUGAUGUUCCCUUUGACAACAUCGAAAUCUUCAAAAUUGGUACUCCAAGUCUCCCGAACAGCGCUCUGCCGAUCGGAACAACUUUGGCGGAUACAGAGACAAAGCUGGUCGCAGUUCAACCUUCCCCAGAUAUCAUGAAUCAUAUCCUCGCGGUUUCAAGAGCUGAGACGUUUGAGGAAGAGUUAACUGAAACGAAUGUUUCCGGAUUUGUUGUUGUAAAAGCUGUUGAUGAAGAACGACGAAUUAUGACUGUAAAAAGCCCGGCGCCGCAUCCGCUCAUUGGCCGUUACUUGCUUCUUUCAACGCUCAGAUACAUGGAUCAACUUUAA
Molecule: messenger RNA, 1341 nt
Organism: Oikopleura dioica
Lineage: Eukaryota; Metazoa; Chordata; Appendicularia; Copelata; Oikopleuridae
Source: the annotation of a GenBank genome assembly